UGAACUGACUGCAGGUUGGGUUGUGUAUGCGUAUGUGUGUGUGUUUACAAACAUCUCUCGCUGCCUUUAAGGGCGUCCUCGGGAGAGGCUGAAACCAGACGCAGUGGGCUGGAAAUAAGAGGUCGUUCCACCGGGAGAAUUAAUCAGUAACUCGCCGAGGGAGGGCACUGAGCAGCGUCUAGCUGCAGUUCAGAGAGAGCAGGGGCUCACUUCAGGAGCUGAGAACCAAUCGACCCCAAUUUGUACAGGAUACAGGUUCCAUUUUAAAACAGUCUCGCAUUCAUCCGCUGUUGUUGUCCUGAGAUGCCAGUGGAGUCAUUGUACGCAGAGAUGGAUUUUGAUGUUUCUCCGAGCUCUAAGCAACACAGCAUUGAAAGGAUGGUAAAUGGAGACAGUGGCUUCAGCUCCACGUCACGGAACUCUGAUUCGGAAGAUGAGCUCAUGAAUUAUCUUUCUCGCGAGGAACAAGAGUGCAUUUUGUUCUUUGACAACACACUGGAUUCUCUGAAGGAUGAUUUUGAGGAAAGUAGCUCAAACUCCAGCGCACAAAGUGAGGAUACAGCCACACCAACCAGGAGUAACUCAGAAAAUGAGAUCAUUGAUUUAGUGGCCAUCCAAUCUCAGCCAGUAGAAUUCAUCCCUAAAUAUGAUAACGUGUUUCCAGUUGAUGAAGGCAGAGGGAGACUUCGGAAAGAGGAAGCCCAGGUAAACCAAGAAAAACCCACAGUGAAGGAGCCACGCAGCCCACCUCCCACUACGUACACACCACAGUUAACCAAGCAAAGGAGCCUUGAGAGGACGGCUCCCGAACCUGCAAUAGAACCCGGACGAGCAUACUACAGCCAGACAAAGCCGCCGGGGUCGGUGCCAACUCCAAUGGUUAUUGCGCAGAAGAUUGCAGCGAGAAAUGUAGGAAACGGGAUCCUGCAGCCCACAUCUCCAACUGAGAGGAAGCCAUCAACCCAAGGGAAGGACAGAUCAAAUCCAACCUCGCCUACUGACAAUCGGGCAUUUCUGCACAAAAAUGCAAAGAUCCAAAGGUUUCCAUCUAACAUUAGCAUCUCCAUGUCCAACAAGGAGUACAACAGCACUAUCUCCAAAGCAGCAGUCAAAGUGCAAGAGCGCAAAGCUCAAGUGUUAGCCAACCUUGGCGGUGCAAGCCUCCUUGCUGCCGAGUCGGAUGAGAGACAACUCAAGGGUUUAGUUGGUAGCCCAAGACAGAGUUUGUCUUUGAAACAGUCUGUGCCCAAUGAACCGAUGGCUGAGGCAGCAUCAAAGCUGGGGUCGGUCAAAGAAUCGUCGGACGAGACCGAUUUGGGGUUAUCGAAUGGCUUCAGACCAAAGGUCAGGGGUUCUGGCUCAAGUCAGUCCGUAAAGGUCCAUACUGCGACUAACGGUGGUCACGUGACCAGCCCUACUUCAAAAGCUUCCACCCCCAAACCUGGAACCACAGAGUCCCCCCCUCGGACUGAAUCACUGAACACUUCGGCGGUGCGUAGAACACAGUCUUUCCAAAAGCCGUCGGGAUUCCGGCCACAGGGAAUCACUGUCCAGUUCUCGGGUCGCGGUUCAACCGACGAAUCCCGGAAAGAAGCACUCCGGAAGUUGGGGCUGUUGAAGAUCAACAAGGAUCAGUGAAGUCCUGACUGAUCCCUUUCAGGAAUAUUUAUAAUGCUUUAUUAAAUUCAGAAAUGAGGAUGCAGGUUCUUCUAUGCUGCCUUUGGAUUGAACCAAAAGGAUUUCCAUGAACAAUUGUUGGGUUGUGACUUCACAUUCAAUUGCCUGGGAAUCUGCACUGUUUAGACCCAGAACAAAGGUACCCACUUGGUCAACUUGUCCACUUUACAUUCACAAGGACCCCAGCAAAUCUUGGCAUGGGACCCACCGGAGACAAAUAAACCCAGUGGAACACAGCAACCUCACCCAAUUGGGCAACGUUCAUUUCUUUAAUUCAGUUUGGAGCAAUGCAGGACAUCCAAAAAGCUUCAAGGUGGAAAAUGUUGGGUACUGCGGGUUACUGUCUCUGUGUAAAGAUAGUGUACCACUAGGAGUUUGUUUGCCUAAAUAAAUGUCACAAUCGUCACCUUGAUGCAACUCAGUGAGCUGAGAAUGCUAAAUGACAUCUGGUCAGAUACUAACCUCCAUCUUUUGCUCCCGUAUCAUCGUCCCAGCCUGCAAAGUGUUGAUAGAUCUCUGUUUAUGCCAAAUAGUUCACAAAUUAGCCAUAUCUAGGGGAAUAUGGGCAUUGACACUUACCUGAUCUGUGUGGUUUGGAUCUGCGCAGAACUUGCCCAAACUGUGAGUGCUGAUAUUGGGACACUAUGUCCUUGCACCCAAAAAGGCCAACAGUACAAUAAUUUUUGGGUGUGUUUGCAGAGUAUAGCAAGCAAAUCACUAAUCUUUCAGCAGGGCACAUUCUAUCAGCUAGAACAAAUAGAGUGGAUUAAGCUGCUCGUUCUAUACAGGAUAUUAAUGGAAUAUGAUGGAUGUCUUUGUCAAAUCCUCAGAAAUCUUUAUUUUAAUAUUGUCCUUAAUGAUACAUUAAUAGGCACUUUCCCUCAUGUUAAGUAAUGCAUUAAGGGUUAUAAUUACAUGUUGGAGGAUAUGGUUCUUUUCAUAAAGUGGUUGUAAUAUGAAACCUUAAGUUAAUGAACAAGAAUUUUCAAUUAUGUGAAGGGAGUGUCCAUUUUGUUCAACUUUGCCUGUCAAUGAAAAUACAAUGAUUGCCAACAGUUCACUAAUGUCUUAAAACAAUGUUAACAGUGACCCAGUGUAGGGUCUUGGUCCUGAUGGUUUGUAAUUCUAACGAGUUUAGCUGCAGAUAAAGAAACCAUAGUUCAUUAAGAAUCACUGGCUAAUUUUGUAAUUUGCAUUAUAAGGGACUCCCCAUCUCUGUCACUGUGCCCCUCCCUUAUAAAACCUUUGGUCUCAAACCAUUUUCAGAAGUGAUGAACUAAAGCCUUAUUUCCAUUCUUGUCAGGGUGUUGUUCCUUCCCAGGCCUGUGUCCAACUCUUCCAUAAUUCUGACCGACGGGAGCCCUGGGAAUUCUCUGCUGCUCCCUUAGCCCACUGCUCAUCCCUGAAGCCUUUAACAUGGAGCUGAACAAUGGAGGUGGCGUAACGAGCCAAGAGUCUGCCUCUAGUUCCUCAUCCGCACCCGUACAGUGAGUCCACUGAUUCCUCCUUCUACCUCAGCACAGGGAGUCUGUUGUGGGUUGAUCCUUGGAGCUCUGUGCAUCCUCAGGAGAUGCUGCCUGUUCCUAGUGACACCACUGAUAAAAGUGGGAUCAGUACACAUAUCAGCUGAUGGCGCAGGUCUCUAGCACCUCCCGUAACCCUUUACGCAUUCAAUAUCUGUCUACCUCUUCUCCUUUUAAAUCCCCCAUUAACUCCCAACUCUUUAACAUCACAUUUAUCACCUUCAUUAUCACUGGUUCAAGCAAAUUUUCCUUGGAUUUCACUGAAUAUUGGAGCAAAUAUUGAAGCGGGAAUGGACUAUUCAGCCUGUCAAGUCUGCUUCAAUAACAUCGUGGCUGAUGCUGCCCAGUCUCUCGCAUGAAUCCCAUAUACGCUAAUUCUAUUAAUAUCCAAGACUCACUAGAUCUAUUCCCAUCUGCCCACCAUCUCUCCCUUAUUUGGUUCCACUAUUCACCUUUAAUCAGAUUCCAUAACUUGCUUCCACCCCAUCACCUCCCGGCCUCUGUCGCUACCUCCACCCUCCCCUCC
Messenger RNA from Pristis pectinata (smalltooth sawfish), 3726 nucleotides. RefSeq names its product proline and serine-rich protein 2. The record is from RefSeq and is a predicted model, not a curated record. NCBI's taxonomy places the organism in Eukaryota, Metazoa, Chordata, Chondrichthyes, Rhinopristiformes, Pristidae. The transcript is spliced from 4 exons. The coding region runs from base 304 to 1638 and encodes 444 amino acids.